Molecule: messenger RNA, 1179 nt
Organism: Chanos chanos (milkfish)
Lineage: Eukaryota; Metazoa; Chordata; Actinopteri; Gonorynchiformes; Chanidae
Gene: camk1a
Product: calcium/calmodulin-dependent protein kinase Ia
Exons: 11
Coding region: 1-1179 (392 amino acids)
Biological process (GO): protein phosphorylation
Molecular function (GO): protein kinase activity; ATP binding
Source: RefSeq, a predicted model, not a curated record
AUGCCCCUGGGAGAGGAUGGAAAUGGAUGGAAGAAAAAAACGUCCGAUAUCAAGGAAAACUACGACUUCAAGGAAGUCCUGGGGACGGGAGCGUUCUCGGAGGUGGUGUUGGCUGAGGAGAGAAAGACACAGCGUCUAGUGGCAGUCAAAUGCAUUCCUAAGAAAGCCCUGCAAGGCAAGGAGAACAGCAUAGAGAACGAGAUCGCCGUGUUGCACAGAAUAAAACAUGAGAACAUUGUUUCACUGGAAGACAUCUUUGAGAGUCAGUCACAUUUAUACCUGGUCAUGCAGCUUGUUUCAGGUGGAGAGUUGUUUGACAGAAUCGUGGAAAAGGGAUUCUACACGGAGAGAGAUGCCAGUAAACUGAUCAGACAGAUUCUGGAUGCAGUGAAGUACCUUCAUGACAUGGGGAUCGUGCACAGAGAUCUAAAGCCAGAGAAUCUUUUGUACUCCACUAUGGAUGAAGACUCUAAUAUAAUGAUCAGCGAUUUCGGUCUGUCAAAGAUCGAGGACUCAGAGAGCGUAAUGUCUACAGCCUGUGGAACACCUGGCUACGUUGCUCCUGAAGUCUUGGCGCAGAAACCGUACAGUAAAGCCGUGGACUGUUGGUCUAUAGGAGUCAUUUCUUACAUUCUGUUAUGUGGCUAUCCACCCUUUUACGACGAAAACGACGCCAAGCUGUUUGAGCAGAUCCUAAGGGCCGACUAUGAGUUUGACUCCCCGUACUGGGAUGAUAUCUCUGAAUCAGCUAAAGAUUUCAUCCGUCACCUGAUGGAGAAAGACCCCUCAAAGAGAUACACCUGUGAACAGGCACUGCAGCAUCCCUGGAUCUCUGGAGACACAGCACUUGAUAAAAAUAUUCAUGAAUCCGUGAGUGCUCAGAUCAAGAAGAACUUUGCCAAAAGUAAAUGGAAGCAAGCUUUUAACGCCACGGCCGUGGUGCGGCACAUGAGACGCCUGCAGCUGGGCACCAGUGUGGAGGCUCCCAGUCCCAUCACCCCUACAAGCCCCUCUAACAGCCACCUGCUCCUGCCAACCAGCCACCCAGAGGAAGGGGAGGACGAGGGAGAGGAGGAGGAUGGUAAGGAGCCCCAGGGGGAGGACAGUCGCCGUGGUAGCGCAGAUCGGGACAGCCUGAGGAGCUGCGGAUACUGCUGUCGACCAGCCAGCCGGAUCUGA